UCGGGCAAGUCUACCCUGACGGUUGCGAACUGCAGUUCCACCUUAGGAAACAAUUUGAAAUGUUGUUGUGGUUACUUCAGUUUCACGUUUUCUACCGUCUGAGCGCCGUUUAAAAUUCAUAUCUCUAUUUUACAAACCGGGGAGGGCCCUUCCUCUUCGACAGGAACCCGUAAUUGAGCGUAAAAAAGCGCGGGUCAGCUGAGACAUGUCGAGUGAAGAAAGCUACUUGGCCAUCAUACGCUAUUUGACCGAUGAACGGGAGCCAUAUGCGCCGGGGACGCCCGGUAAUACCAAGAGAAAGAUACGCAAAGCGGCUACAUGCUACGUUGUGAGGAACGGGACUUUGUUUUAUCAGCGUCGCCUGAAGGGGCAGAAUGAUUUCACGGAGCUGGAGGUGGUGCUGCAGGACAGCCGGAGGAAGGAACUUAUCAACGACGCGCACAUUAUAAGCGAAGGAGGGGAGCACCUGAACCAGCAGCUCACCUGGGAGACCAUCUCUCAGAAGUACUGGUGGAGAGGUAUCCUGAAGCAUGUUAAAGACCACAUCAGAGAGUGUGCUCACUGCCAAACCAGGCGCAGCGCUGAUGACGGCUCCGGACCUCGACUAUUCUCUCGGGUGGGGAGACGCAGGGCGGCUGCCAGCGUGAAUGAUGAGGAGGAGGGGGAGGAAGAGGAGGAAGAAGAGGGAGAUGAAACUUUAGUCUUCACUGACUCAUCUUGUCAACUGAGACCCAAGUUGGCCAAGGCGACGGCCAAGCACGAGCUGGUCUUUGUGGACAGUAAAGGCGAGGUGAACCAGUUCCUGCCCAAACACAGCCAAACAAUGUUGGACAAACUCAACCAGCAGCGCCUCAGCAAUCAAUUCUGUGACAUCACCCUGCUGAUCGAAGGAGAGGAGUACCGAGCACACAAAUCUGUGCUGGCAGCGUGCAGCGAAUAUUUCAACGAGCUGUUCUUUGAGAAGGGCGCUGCGUCCACACACGAAGCUGUGGUCGACCUCUCUGGUUUCACCAAAGCCAGCUUCCUGCCGCUGCUGGAUUUUGCCUACACUUCGAUGCUUACGUUUAAUUUCUGCGUCAUGGCAGAUAUCGCCAACCUGGCUCGGCACCUGCUGAUGACAGAGGUGCUGCAGAUAUGCGAGUCUGUGCACAAGCAGGUGGAGGAACAGAAGCUGACAGUGUAUCAGAAAGGAGACGUGCACACUGUGGUGUCGAGCCAGCUGGCUGCUCAGGAGGGCUUAAAGGCUGAUUCGGAUGCCUACAUGGUCACCAUAGAGAGUGACGGCAGGGCGGUGGUCACACAGAGUGGUGUUGCUGUAACAGGCGAGCCUUUAACUUUUGUCACAUCUGCUGAAGAGGCGUACAUCCAGCAGCCGAUGACGGUUGUCACUGAAGCUGUAGAGGGAGACAAAGAGCAUGAUGGAGACACUGGACAGAAUGAAACCAUGACUCUGAUCACUCACAGCGGUCAGGCCGAGCCAGGAGAGACUGUCACUCUUAUCUCCCGCAUUGCAGAAGGAAUGGAGGCGGAGACGAUGACUGUGGUCACCCACAGUGGACAGGCUGGAGCCAGCGAGUCUCUCGCUGUGGUGUCAGCCUGUUUGGCGAUGGAGCAGCCGCAGGUCGCUGAAGCAGGAGCCUUUGUUAUAAACGUGGACCCAGACAAAGCGAGCCCCUCAGAGGUCGUCAAACUGGCAUCAGAAGCAGUGGCGUCGCCUCAGGAGAAGGUCGAAUCAGCACCUACACCCCAGAAGCGUAAACGAGGGCGUCCAGCCAAGGUGAAGAAGGAUGUAGAGGUAGAGGAGUUCACGCCACUGGAGGAGGAGGAUCCCUCUGCUGAUGAAAGCCACGGAGACAAGCAGGAGAUGACGUCAGAUGACCCCAACAAAAGACGACUCAGGCAGCGCUCUAUUGCAGAGGGCGGUUAUGCACGUUUACACAUGGGGCUGGAGGAUGAAGAGGAGGGGAAGAAAAGUUCAACCCCACCGCGUGCCACCACUCCGAAGGUGUCUCCGAGGCCGGGUAAGAGGGGCAGACCACCAAAGCAGCCAGUGGAGACUCAGGGUGGUGAAGGGCAGUCUGUGUCCGAGUCGGUGGUGGAUCCAGAGGCUGGUGCAGUGGAGAGCGUGGCGACAGCAGAGAUGGACACAGACGAGGCUGCGACCAAGGUGGCAGAGCCAGAGACUGAAGCCAAGCAAGACCAAACUCCAACAGAGAGCGCCGUCGAUGGAGAGCACACCUGCUCAGAGUGCGGCAUGUCCUUCCAAAGACGCUACUCUCUCAUUAUGCACUCAUUAAAACAUGAGAAAGCUCGUGGAUACAAGUGCAGCCUGUGCAGUAAAGAGUUCCAGUACGCCGCCUCACUCCGCGCCCACCUGGCCCGACACAAGCAGCAGAGCAGCCAGCGAGCGCCCAUCCCCAAACCCUCAGCAGAACAGAGCUCUGAAGUCAAGGCGGAGAGCGACUUCGAUGAUAAGACUUUACCGCCGCACACCAGAAGAGAAUUUGUGUGCGACAUCUGCGGGAAGACGCUGCCGAAGCUGUACUCUCUGCGCAUCCACAUGCUGAAUCACACGGGCGUGCGGCCUCACUCCUGCAAGGUCUGCGGCAAGACGUUCGCCCACAAACACAGCCUGAAGAUGCACAGAGCGCUGCACGACGUCACCAAACAGUUCCAGUGUGAAUACUGCAAGAAGUCUUUUGUGAGCAAGCGGAGCAUGGAGGAGCACACCAGCCUCCACACAGGUGAAUCAAAGUACCUAUGCAACGCAUGUGGAGCGACUUUCCAUCGAGCCUCAGCUCUAAGCAAACACCUGAAGAAGCACCAGCCCAAACCUGACGUCCGUCCAUUCGGCUGUGCUCACUGUGAUAAGAGGUUCUACGAAGCUAAAGAUCUCCAGCAGCACAUGAACAAGCACAUGGGCCUGAAGCCGUUCCAGUGCCAGGUGUGUGGGAAAUGCUACAGCUGGAAGAAGGACUGGUACUCCCAUGUCAAGUCGCACAGUGUGGCCGAGCCGUUUAAGUGUAACGUUUGUGGGAAAGAGUUCUUUGAGAAGGCUCUGUUCAGGAGGCACGUGAAGAAAGCCACUCAUGGGAAGAAGGGCAGAGUAAAGCAGAACCUGGAGAGGGAGUGUGAGCAGUGUGGAAGAAAGUUCACUCAACUCAGAGAGUACAGACGCCACAUCAACAACCACCAGGGAGUGAAGCCAUUUGAGUGUCUGACGUGUGGCGUCGCCUGGGCCGACGCCCGUUCUCUCAAGCGUCACGUCCGCACACACACAGGAGAGCGACCAUACGUGUGCCCCAUGUGCCAGGAGGCCCACAUCGACGCACGCACUCUACGUAAACACAUGACCAAAUACCAUGGGGACAACCUGCCGGGGAAGAUCAUGCUAGAAAAGGACACCCUCCAGUUCCACAACCAGGGCACCCAGGUGGAGCACGCCGUCAGCAUCCUGGCGUCAGAGCUGCCUCCUGAGCUCCGGCCGGCCCAGCAGCCGCCCUCGGAGGAGAUAGAGACGGUGCUGAUCACAGAGGAGACAGUGGAGGCUGUGGAGGCCGUGCAGGCUGCCCAGGCUGUGAGCGACGGCUCAGUGGCAACGCUCUCUGAUCAGGGCAUCAUGCAGGUUGUGAACUACGUCCUGGCGCAGCAGGGCAUCACGGGCGGCAAGCUAGAGGAAGCACCUGAGGUGAUUCAGACCAUGGAGGUGGAGGUCGCUCACGUGGCCGAGGUCGAGUAACUUUGUGCCAGACACCAGGACUCCCCCACAGACUGAUCACGAUGUUUCUCACAGUCUGUAAAAAUGUAACAGAAUGUAAAAAGAUGACUAUUUUUCUGUGAAUGUAAAUAGAGUGAGUGAAUCAUGAGUGUGCUCAUACACACGUCUAUGUUCUAUGUAAAUAGCGAGUGCACAGGAACAAGAUUGAUCACAAAUCUGACAUUUGGCGCUCAGGAGAAAUAAAGGUAGAGAUAAAG
This is a messenger RNA of Epinephelus moara (kelp grouper), 3975 nucleotides long. RefSeq names its product zinc finger and BTB domain containing 11 (gene zbtb11). NCBI's taxonomy places the organism in Eukaryota, Metazoa, Chordata, Actinopteri, Perciformes, Serranidae. The record is from RefSeq and is a predicted model, not a curated record. The coding region runs from base 206 to 3739 and encodes 1177 amino acids. Gene Ontology annotation, biological process: negative regulation of transcription by RNA polymerase II; regulation of cytokine production; regulation of immune system process. The transcript has 10 exons. Gene Ontology annotation, molecular function: protein binding; DNA binding.